GCUGCCGCAGCAGCAACAGCGGCGGAGGAGGCUGCUCGAAGGGUCCGUGGGGAUCCGGGAGCUGUCCCUUCAGCACCACCUGCCUAGCCAGGCCUGGCCCUCGGAUUCCUCCAGCCCCAGGAGAAAGGAUCUUCUAAUCUCCCGCUGCAGCCCACACCCACCGAGACUGACUGACUGAGCGGGGAGUCUCCACCGAGGGAGCGGUUCUUGCUGCGGGGAGACAGGGAAGUGGGUCUGGGGUCGGGGGUGAUUGCCCAACUGCCAAGGCCAAGGGGCAACCUGUCAACCCUGGACACGGUCAGCUGGCAGUUCUUUGAUCACCCAAGCCUGAAAGACAAGCAGGAGACAUCGCUCUGGAUCCUUCCUGCUAGACACACACACACACACACACACACACACAUACAUACACAUACACACACACAGACACAGACACAGACACGCGCACACAGACACACACGAACAUCCAGUGGACAGCAUCAGCAACAGCAGGAGCAGCAAUGCUAAGAAGGUGGUCUGGGAAGUUUCGCACUUGGAUCUCCAACCGAUUCCUGAGACUGCAGGUGUAGCUCCCCGCCAGUGUCCUGGGUCUCCCCAAGAUGACGGGCCAGAGCCUGUCGGAUUUGUCCGAAGCCAACUUCGAGGACUGCGAGAUCAGCGUCAAUGUUGGGGGUUUCAAGAAAAAGCUGCGCUCUCACACGCUGUUGCGCUUUCCAGAGACCCGGUUGGGCCGCCUCCUACACUGCCGCUCCAAGGAGUCCAUCCUGGAGUUGUGUGAUGACUAUGACGACGCGCAGAACGAGUUCUACUUUGACAGGAACCCGGAGCUCUUCCCCUACGUCCUGCACUUCUAUAAUACAGGCAAACUACACGUGAUGGGAGAGCUUUGCGUUUUUUCCUUCAGCCAAGAGAUAGAGUACUGGGGGAUUAACGAGUUCUUCAUCGACUCCUGCUGCAGCUACAGCUAUCAUGGAAGGAAGAUGGAGCCUGACCAAGAGAAGUGGGAUGAGCAGAGUGACCAGGAGAGCACCACCUCCUCCUUUGAUGAGAUUUUGGCCUUCUACAAUGAUGCAUCUAAGUUUGAUGGGCAGCCCUUGGGUAACCUCCGGAGACAGCUAUGGUUGGCCCUGGAUAACCCAGGCUAUUCAAUUCUGAGUAGGGUAUUCAGCAUUCUUUCCAUCAUGGUGGUAUUAGGCUCCAUUGUCACCAUGUGCCUCAACAGCCUUCCUGACUUUCUGAUCCCGGAUAGCCAAGGCAACCCUGAGGAAGACCCCAGGUUUGAAAUUGUGGAACACUUUGGAAUUGCUUGGUUCACUUUUGAGUUAGUGGCCAGAUUUGCUGUGGCCCCAGAGUUCUUCAAAUUUUUUAAGAAUGCACUAAAUUUGAUUGAUCUCAUGUCCAUCAUUCCAUUCUACAUCACCCUGGUGGUCAACUUGGUGGUGGAGAGUUCUCCCACCUUGGCCAACUUAGGCAGGGUGGCUCAAGUCCUCAGGCUCAUGAGGAUUUUCCGCAUCCUAAAACUGGCCAGACACUCCACUGGCCUUCGGUCUCUAGGGGCCACCCUGAAAUAUAGCUACAAAGAGGUAGGGCUCCUCUUACUCUAUCUUUCAGUGGGCAUAUCAAUAUUCUCUGUAGUGGCCUACACCAUUGAGAAAGAAGAAAAUGAGGGUCUAGCCACAAUCCCUGCCUGUUGGUGGUGGGCAACUGUGAGCAUGACAACUGUGGGCUAUGGUGAUGUUGUUCCAGGGACCACAGCUGGGAAGCUGACUGCUUCAGCUUGUAUCCUUGCUGGCAUUCUUGUGGUGGUGCUGCCAAUAACUUUGAUCUUCAAUAAAUUUUCACAUUUUUAUAGGCGACAAAAGCAACUUGAAAGUGCCAUGCGCAGCUGCGAUUUUGGAGAUGGAAUGAAGGAGGUUCCUUCAGUCAAUCUACGGGACUACUAUGCCCACAAAGUUAAGUCACUGAUGGCAAGUCUUACCAACAUGAGCAGAAGCUCACCAAGUGAACUAAGCUUAAAUGAUUCCCUACAUUAGCCUGAAGGUCAGGAUCCAUCAUAAUAGAUGGUUGAGCUCCUUUUGUGCUCCUGGCAAGGCUCCAGGCUCCAUAAGGUUACAAAGAGAGGAGAAGAUAAAGUCUUUCCCUUUCAGUACCUUACCAUUCUAAAUGGAAGGAGAUGCCUGACCAGUGUACACCCACUAUUGCUUCCACAGCAUGUAGAAUCCUUCCUAUGGGGUGGGGUGACUAACACUAUAUCAACUUUGCACUGAGAAAAAUGCUAAAUUUUGUGCCUGAUGAGUAUCCUGAAUGCCAGUUUUUCUAUACAAAUCGUCCAUCAUGUACCCAAUCCUGGUGUUCCUGGUACAGUGCUGUCAGUUUGCACUUUUGUUUUCAUGUUAUCAUAUGAGGAUUGGAUAAAAAGUGUGUCUCUCCAGUGGGAACAUUUGUGAAGUCAGCAAUGAAAAACUCAGAUUUCAACUUACAAGAAUGUGAAAAAAAAUUUCAGUCAUGCAUUCAUUUCUCAAUUUACUUCAAUGCUCAAAACAGAAAAUGUGAAAUUAAGCACAUAUCACCAAUGCAACUUUCUGUUUUCUUAAAACUUAAAUUUUAGUUCUGUGACUUGCAUGGGUGCAUAUCAUACUUCUGUUAUUUAUGCAAAUAUUACCUCCCUGGAAAUCUAAUUUACUCAGUUUACACACACACAGUGUGGAACUGAUCCUACUUCAAGAGCAAAAGCAUUGGGAAAUUACUGUUAGUCUAAAAUCAGGGACAGAUCUGAUCCUUAUGAGGCUCUCUGGGUUUUUUGAUGUGGAAAAAAAAGUAGUGAGUUUCUCAUUUCUGGAUGAUUGAAAGUAGAAGCUGGAUAUCCAUUUGUUGGGAAUGAUAUAGAGGGAUUUCUGUUACAGGAAUGGGUUGAAUGGGAUAAUCUCUAGGAUUUCUUUCAACUUGAGUUUCUUAUUCUUUAUUGAGAGUCACAAUCAUGAGGAAGGCAUCCUGUUUUCCUAAGAGUCUUUCCAAUGAAGAUCCUGUCUUGGGCCCAGUAUGCAUAGACCAAGAAUGAAAAGAUUUUUUUUCAAACUGUAUUCCAUGUUCUAAACAAUUUUACCAAAUAUUACUGGGUCAUAGGAAUUAGCAAUUUUUUUAUUUGUCUUUUUUAAGAGUGUGGAUUUGGUUAUUCUGCCUCUUCUAAUUCCUAAGAGGUUUAUUUUAAUAUCUUAUGAAAGUAAAUAUUUCAUAUUUGAUAUGAAAGACAGUAGCUUGGAAACUAUCAGUAUUCUCUGAAAUUUCAUUAAAAAUGAGCGCAUGCUUAUUUCAAAGCAAGAUUUUGCUUCUAGGAUUCAUAAUUUUUAUAUGAUACUAUAAUUACCUAGUAAGGGGCUUCCCUCUUUGCAAUGGGGAACUCAUGGAACAUAAGCAUGUACUCAGAAUACAGAUGAUAUAUGCAUGGAAUAGGCUGCAGGGAAAUAUUAUAUGUAUCUAUAUCUAUAUUUAUAUAUUGAAUUAACUGUCUUUGUUCUGAGAACAAGGUAGGGUUAAAAAUGGGGAAGGGAAAGGAAUGGGAAAAUUGAAAAGGAAAUAGUAUUAUAAAAUAUUACAACUAUUUACAAACUUUUAAAAAGUUUAAUGCUGCAUAAAGUACCUUGAAACUUUUAAGCCUAUUGAAAAAAGGUUAAAGGGGUACAUAUAUCCUACUUCCUGUGGUUCUCAGAAACUCCUUUCUGCUCUUUGCUCCCUGAUUACAGGAGCCCUGGGCUAUCACAUAAAAAUGUGGAUGGAAUACUGAGUCACUUUGUAUAACUGCUCUGUAUCUGUCAUAGUAUAUGUUGUGUAAUUGUUUCCAAAUUGACUUCUAUUAUAUGUCUUGUAAAGAUUGUGUCAAGUGACAUAAGCAUGGAGUUAGCCAGGCUCAGAUCCUUUCUUUUUAUGUGACUCUUUACCUAAAUUACUGAAGUUUGUAUGACUUGAUUUCCUCACUUAAUAGAUGAGGUCCAUAUUAAUCUCAUAGGACUGCUGUGAGGAACCGUUAGUAUCUUAAAAGAUUCCCAAGAUGUCUAUGGGCUGUUACUGUUUUUUACUAAGGGAACUUUGUCUUGAGUGAUUUUCUAAAUGCACUAGGCACUUCUGAUUGUAGAUGUAGGUUCAACUUCACUCAUCUGGAUGGAGAUUCAUAGUAGGUCACCUCCCAAUAUCUAGUGGACAAUAUCUCUGUCUCUCUUUUCCUGUCUCUCUGUCUCUCUCUCACUGUCUCUCUCUGUCUCUUUUUCUCCCUGCUUUUGUUCUACUCCUCUCCCUGCUUUCUCUUUACUCUUACACAUACAUACACACACACACACACACACACACACACACACAACACAACACACACACACACACUAUGAAAACCUGAAAAGACAGAGAUAACAGAUUGAGAAGUUUAGUGCUAUUUCACAGAUUUUUGCAGUCAAGAUAUCUGACUCUAGCCAGUAUUUCCAGAGAUAAAAAGUCAACAGUUUACAAAAUCACCUCUAGAGUAGUUUAGAAGCAGGUGAUGGCAGCUGAUGUAUGAGGUGUGCCCAAGAAUGUUUUCACUUGCUAAAACCAAUUUUAUUGGGUUCCAUAUUGGGUAUGUUAUAAAAUGGUUAUUAAUUCCUUAUUAUAGGCUUAUCUGCAGGCAGGACAGUACUCAGUUGCUCUAGAUAGAAUAUUUUUUCCAAACAUUAUAAACGAUAAGGUGUUUCUGACAGUUGUAUCCAUUUUAGAUAAAAAAGCUGAAAGGUUCACAAUUCAUUGUGGAAACAAUUUGCAUUUAUAUGGUGUCUUUCACCUGAGGGAUAUCCCAAAGUGCUUUUAGAAAUUGUUUUUAACCUCUCAUAUUUAUUCAUGUAGAAAAGGAUUUGCUCCUUCCAGAAGCAGUAGUAAAUCUAAGAGGACAAGUUUAAUAAUGCUUUCUAAUAAUCCAAAGUAAGUCUCAAAGCAGCAUGUCCAGAAGGAAGGAAGACAAACCUAUGUGGCUUCAAAAACAGAUUUCAUUUUAAAGAAAUGACAAAUAACUUAAAUUAAUCUGGGGCCCAGGGAAAAAUUAUUCUUCCUCUCUGAAAUGGCACCAUCAAAUCAUUAAUGUCAGCAUCUAGUUCAGACUUGGGCUUCCCAAUUCAUCUAUAAUAUAAUAUUUUAAGUAGAAAUCAUCUCCUCUUGUUACAAAACUUGAUUACAUUUCAGACUAGAAAGGAAAAACUUCAUCAGGACUAUUUUCUGUUUCAUUUUUAUAGAGUGCUAGCUUUAAGCACUGGCCCUGCCAAUCUGACCUACAAACCUGGUUUUUAAUUCCCAUUAAAAAUAAUUUAGCUAGAGGAAGAGCUCAUUUCACAAGACUGUUGAUUGGUAGAUGUUUUGGGGCAAAGAAAGAUUUUCUUUGCUAUGACAAACCUUUAAACUACUUGGAGCUCAUUUUGGAGAAAACAAAGGAGCCCUUUUUUUAUUAUUAUUACACAGUACAUAUGGUGGCUUAGAAAGUUUUAAAUUGUUGAAAUGUCACUAUUCUGCCUGAGCAAAUUAUUUGGUUGACAUGGAUUAAAUGGUUUCAAAUUUGAGUUUUUCUUUUAAAAAAUCAACAAAAACAAAACCUAAUAAUAAUAUCCCCAAAUUUCAUGGGUUUGCCACAAGACAGAGGCAUUUUGUAAUGACAAACUGUAAAAGGUUUGAAACCCAGAAGGUGAUAAUUGGUACUUAAUACUUGGAUUUAUUUCUACUUGUCUUAUUACUCAAAUAAUUUAACCACCUGCUAAUUCUCAUUUAAAAAUUAUUUGUAUGUACUUUGGGUUAGUGAAUAUCUGUGCUGGCUGUUUGUUAUCUAUUUUAAAGGCUCAACCUGUAUUUCUUGUGUGUUUUAUCAGCAUGACCUGUUACAGAGUUGUAAUUUUAAAAAGUGAGAACGUUGUAUUUAUGAUGUCAGUUUUAACACUCAUUAACACACUACUGUGCAAGCAUUUACUGAGACUUAAAAUGAACUAUUAUGUCUGAUUGCUACACUUU
Sarcophilus harrisii (Tasmanian devil) is the source of this 6006-nucleotide messenger RNA. RefSeq names its product potassium voltage-gated channel modifier subfamily S member 2 (gene KCNS2). Bases 597 to 2030 code for a protein of 477 amino acids. The transcript is spliced from 2 exons. Gene Ontology annotation, biological process: regulation of delayed rectifier potassium channel activity; potassium ion transmembrane transport; protein homooligomerization. Gene Ontology annotation, cellular component: membrane; voltage-gated potassium channel complex. Gene Ontology annotation, molecular function: protein binding; voltage-gated potassium channel activity. The record is from RefSeq and is a predicted model, not a curated record. NCBI's taxonomy places the organism in Eukaryota, Metazoa, Chordata, Mammalia, Dasyuromorphia, Dasyuridae.